GGUGUAUGUAAAUGCUCUGGUGCAUAGCGAUACGUGGAUAUUUUAUAUAGACAUAAUAGUUAUUAAUGUGCGUCUAAAAAUAUAAAGGUCAAGUAAAUAACUGCACGUGAUAAAUCUAACGAGCAAAAACCAAGAUUUCACAACGCAUGAGAGAUUAUAAAUCUUCCAAAUAUGGCAAUAGUACUAGCUCUUUUUGUUGCGGCUAUAGUAGCUGCGAUUUCAUAUUGGUGGAUGGGUAUAUACAGAAUUAGAUCUAAACUACACUGGAUACCAGAGUUACCUCGACUACCUUUAGUUGGUAAUGCCUUGGAACUAAAAAAUACAACAGAAAUUCUUGGCAAAUUGGAAGAAUAUCUAAAUCAACAUAAUGGGUUAUGUACCAUUGAAUUGGCCACUUAUAAGUUUAUAGUUGUGUCUAAUCCUACAUUUUUGGAAUUCGUGUUGGGCAAAACAGAUAUUUUAAAUAAAACUGAUGAAUAUAAAUUUUUGGGUAAUUGGUUAGGUAAAGGACUUUUAACAGCUGCAGGUACAAAAUGGAAAAGAAGUAGAAAAAUGCUCACUCCUUCAUUUCAUUUUUCGAUUCUUGAUCUCUUUGUCGAAACAUUUGAUUCUAAUGCUGCACUUUUAGUGGAUCUUUUGGAUAAAGAAACUAACAAAGAUAGUUUUGAUAUAUUUCCGUAUCUUCAAAACUGUACCCUGGACGUUGUGUGUGAAACAUCAAUGGGAGUGUCAAUAAAUGCCCAAAAAAAUCCAAAAUCGGACUAUGUUCAAGCAGUAUCAGAGUUGUGCAGAUUGGUGAUCCUCAGAACGUACUCACCUUUAAAAACCUUCGAGUUUUUCUACCGUUUUACCACUGAUUACAAAAUAGAAAUGGAACAGGUUAAAAUACUUCAUUCUCAUACAAUGAACGUAAUCACUUCUAGGAAAGAAGAAUUAAAGAAAAAGCAGAAUGGAGAAGAAAAAGAAAAAAUAGACGAUGUUGGAAUUAAACAGAGAAAAGUAUUUUUAGAUUUACUGUUAGAAGCAAAAAUUGAUGGUAGACCUCUUACCGAUACAGAGAUUCGAGAAGAAGUUGAUACCUUUUUAUUUGCUGGACAUGACACGACUGCAUCUGCUAUAAGUUUCUGUUUAUAUUGUUUGUCAGUUAACAAGGAUGUACAGGACAAGAUUGUUCACGAACAAAAACAAAUAUUUGAAGAAAAUGUAAAUAGAAAUGUGACCAUUCGCGAUCUUCAAGAAAUGAAGUAUCUAGAACUGGCUAUUAAGGAGUCUCUAAGGAUGUAUCCACCAGUUCCUUAUAUUGGUCGAAAAGCUGACAAAGAUGUAGUAUAUACCGAUGGAAACAUUAUUCCGAAAGGUGCGGGUUUACUAAUCGUUAUAUAUUGGGCAAACAGGAACCCGAAGUAUUUCCCAGAUCCCGAUACAUACAACCCCAGCAGAUUCGAAAAUACAACAGAUUCACAUCCGUACACAUAUAUUCCAUUUAGUGCUGGUCCUAGAAAUUGUAUAGGUCAAAAGUAUGCAUGGAAUUUAAUGAAAACUAUUAUAUCUAAAGUCAUAAGAAAUUAUGAAGUAUUACCUUGUGGACACAAACUUGAAGUAGCUGCAGAGACUGUUCUUAAAUCAGAGAACGGAGUCAAAGUAAAACUGAGAAAAAGAGAUUGGAAUCAAAUUUAAUACGGAUUAGGUUAUCAUAUUUGUGAUGUUUUAUUUGUAUUUUUGUAAUUUUUAGACAUAAUUUAAGUUGUAACAUGAAAUUUGGUGUAAAUGUAAAAAAAUUGUAUCGGUUUUAUACAAUUAAAUGUUCUACAUAA
Molecule: messenger RNA, 1814 nt
Organism: Diabrotica balteata
Lineage: Eukaryota; Metazoa; Arthropoda; Insecta; Coleoptera; Chrysomelidae
Source: the annotation of a GenBank genome assembly